CUUGACCGGAAGCUCAGCGCUCGUUUCCGCCACAACAACAGUGUGUCUUCGAGGGGACUUUGUGACGUGAUUUUCUCUUUAAAGACUUAGUAUGGCUGAAGUGGAGGAGACUUUGGAGAGACUUCAGAGUCAGAAGGGCGUUCAGGGUGUCAUCAUCGUCAACUCUGAAGGUGUGCCCAUCAAGUCCACCAUGGACAACGCCACCACAGUCAAGUACUCAGGCCUGAUCCACCAGCUGGUCCUGAAGGCGCGCAGCACUGUCCGAGAGCUGGAUUCCCAGAACGACCUGACCUUCUUAAGGGUCCGCUCCAAGAAGAACGAGAUCAUGAUCGCACCAGACAAAGACUAUUUCAUGAUCGUCAUCCAGAAUCCUUUCGACUGAAGCUGCUCCUGCGUGAAUCCAGAAGGUUCCGCUCAUCCUCCUCCUCCUCCUCCUCUUCUUCAUUCCUCCUGGUUUGUUAUUUAUUGUUGACCGCAAGCUUCAUGUUUGUGUGACAUUAAAGUGCUUUUGCGAUCCAACUAGAUGCACUUUGUGACCUUU
Molecule: messenger RNA, 541 nt
Organism: Synchiropus splendidus (mandarinfish)
Lineage: Eukaryota; Metazoa; Chordata; Actinopteri; Syngnathiformes; Callionymidae
Product: dynein light chain roadblock-type 1-like
Exons: 4
Coding region: 92-382 (96 amino acids)
Biological process (GO): microtubule-based movement
Cellular component (GO): cytoplasmic dynein complex; centrosome; cytoplasm
Molecular function (GO): dynein intermediate chain binding
Source: RefSeq, a predicted model, not a curated record